CGAGGAUAAUACAGCAUAGUGUCCACAACAGCGAGGAUAACACAGCAUAGUGGCCACAACAGCGAGGAUAACACAGCAUACUGGCCACAACAGCGAGGAUAACACAGCAUACUGGCCACAACAGCGAGGAUAACACAGCAUACUGGCCACAACAGCGAGGAUAACACAGCAUAGUGGUCACAACAGCGAGGAUAACACAGCAUACUGGCCACAACAGCGAAGAUAACACAGCAUAGUGGUCACAACAGGACAGACCUCUUAUCUUCUUACUGCAGAUGGCCUAAGCUAAGAACUGAACACAAGGUCAUUUGAGGUCAACAGGUCACCUAGCAAGGUCAUACUUACGGGAACAAAAGGCCAACUCAGAGAUGUGGCCACAGUAGCCACGGAGGUCAGGUCAGGUCAGGUUAAAAGUUUUUUGAGGAAGUUCUUUCUGUGUGUGAAAAGUUAAAUGCAGAGAAAGUGACGUAAAUGAACUCACAAUAAGGUGGAAAGUGACCGAGAUAAACAAGAAAGUGACUAGAAGUGAGAAAGUGACAGAAAGUUAAAAGGUAACCGGAAAUAAGAUGGAAAAUGGCCAACAGGAAGAAAGUGAUUUAAAACGUAAAGAAGACCAUAAGAAAGUGGGAGGAAAGUGACCGGAAGCGAGAAAUAAAGUGAUCAAAAGCAUAAGAUAGUAACCUAAAGAAAGUAACCAAAGGAAGACAGUGACGGGGAAAAGGGAAAUUGACCAAGAGCACAAGAAAGUGACGAAGAAAGUGACAGGAAACCGGGAUGAUGUCAAUGGAAAUUAGUGAUGGUGCUGACCUCUUGACUGGUCGAAGGUCAGGAGGUGUUGUCAACUACUGGAGAUCAAGAACCAAGAUGGAGAGAAUUCUGUUGGUGGUGAUGGCGGUGAUGUCAGUGGCGCUGCUGGGGUUCAUUAUAGGUGUGGCUGUACUAGAUGGCAAGGUGAAAGAUGACGACCAACAAAUACAGAGACUGAACAAGGAAUUAAUGGAUUGUCGAGACCACCUGUCAACUACCACGCCUUACACCACCACCACUACCACCAUCCCGCCCACAACUACUCCUACCACCGCGGCUUCAUCUACCUCCACUACCGACACCAUGUCCUCCACUACCGACACCAUGCCCUCCACUACCGACGCCAUGCCCUCCACUACCGACACCAUGUCCUCCACUACCGACACCAUGUCCUCCACUACCGACACCAUGUCCUCCACUACCGACACCAUGUCCUCCACUACCGACACCAUGCCCUCCACUACCGACACCAUGUCCUCCACUACCGACACCAUGUCCUCCACUACCGACACCAUGUCCUCCACUACCGACACCAUGUCCUCCACUACCGACACCAUGUCCUCCACUACCGACACCAUGCCCUCCACUAACACCAGUCAAGUGGACUGGAUGAUGGUAGUGGACUGAGUCCACUACCAUCAUCCCUCCCACAUCUACUCCUACCACUGCGGCUUCAUCUACCACCACGCCCUCAAGCCUAACCUCACUGUUGGUAGUUAAAUACAAUUAGUUCACUAUAAUAUAUCCAGUUUGUUAUAAUUAGUACAAUGAAAAAACUUAUGAAAAAAAUAGUAAUCGUAUAUUUUCAGCACACAAUACAUAGUACACACAUACAUUAUACAUAAGCACAUAUAUACAUACAUAUAUAUUUCCACACAUUUUCAUAAACAUAUACAUAUUCAAAUCUAUAUACAUAUUGUGCAUAUAUGCCAUACUAAAUAGAUAUAAUCCUCAAAUAAACUUUAAAACAAUUGAAGUUUUUACCAAAUAAUGACAAUUUUUCUUUUUAUUAAUAUAAUUUAAUUGAAAAUAAUUCGUAGACAUAAAAAUUCAUUGUUUCAUAUAAGACGGCGUUCACUAUUAUAAAAUAGACGAGUUAUACGUAAAGUUGGUGAAGUUUUCUAUGAGGCGAUAUGAUCGCUUAUGGCCAGUCUGAAGUAUUUCGAGUAACACACACACACACACACACACACACACACACACACACACACACACACACACUGCAUUUGCAUAACAUAUUCACAGACAGACAUACAUAUAACAAAAAAUAUUUGAGAUAUGGUUAAUUGUAAUGUGUGUACUGGAAAUAUUGUGUAAUAUUUAUAUAAUACUUUCAUGGGAAUAAAAUAUGAUUUAUGUAACAGUAAUAUUGU
Homarus americanus (American lobster) is the source of this 2180-nucleotide messenger RNA. RefSeq names its product A-agglutinin anchorage subunit-like. The record is from RefSeq and is a predicted model, not a curated record. Lineage: Eukaryota; Metazoa; Arthropoda; Malacostraca; Decapoda; Nephropidae. The transcript has 4 exons. Bases 775 to 1434 code for a protein of 219 amino acids.